This is a messenger RNA of Lachancea fermentati, 1305 nucleotides long. Lineage: Eukaryota; Fungi; Ascomycota; Saccharomycetes; Saccharomycetales; Saccharomycetaceae. The record is from the annotation of a GenBank genome assembly.
AUGUCAAUCAACGUCAACCUAUCUUCUGCGACUACCGUCGAAUACGAGCAAGAGUAUUCCGCUCACAACUACCACCCUCUUCCUGUGGUAUUCCACCGUGCUCUUGGAGCUCAUGUUUGGGAUCCAGAGGGAAAAGAAUACCUAGACUUUUUGUCUGCGUACUCCGCCGUUAACCAAGGCCAUUGCCACCCUGAAAUCAUCGCUGCUCUCGUUGAUCAAGCCCAAAAGCUCACAUUGUCUUCGCGUGCGUUCUCCAACGACGUUUUCGCUGCUUUUGCCAAGUACGUGACCGAGUUCUUCAACUACGAGAUGGUUCUACCCAUGAACACUGGUGCUGAGGCCGUCGAAACUGCGUUGAAGCUUGCACGUAGAUGGGGUUACAUGAAAAAGGGUAUUCCCGACAACGAGGCCAUUAUCAUCGGUGCACAGGGCAACUUCCACGGCCGUACUUUCGGUGCCAUCUCUCUUUCCACCGACGAGGAGGACUCCCGUAAAUUCUUCGGUCCCUUCCUUGACAACACCAGUGCUAAGAUUCCAGGCACACCAGAUCAAUAUUUGCGUUACGGUGUGAUCGAGGAUGUCGAACUGGCUUUCAAGAACGCUGGUGACCGUAUCGCCGCCAUCCUCUUGGAACCUAUCCAGGGUGAAGCUGGUAUCGUUGUUCCUCCUGCAGACUAUCUCACUCAGGUCCAAGCUCUCUGUCGCAAGUACAAUGUUUUGCUCAUUUGCGAUGAGAUUCAAACUGGUAUUGCCAGAACUGGUAAGAUGCUCUGUUACGAACACUCCCCAAAUGUAAAGCCGGACAUGGUCUUGCUUGGUAAAGCCAUUUCUGGUGGUGUGUUGCCCGUGUCGUGUGUUCUUUCCUCCAAGGACAUCAUGUUGUGUUUCGAGCCGGGUUCCCACGGUUCCACCUACGGUGGUAACCCACUGUCCUCCCGUGUUGCCAUCGCUGCUCUUGAAGUGGUUAGAAAGGAGAACUUGGUCGAAAGAGCCCAACAGUUGGGUGACUUUUUGCAAAGCGAAUUGGAAAAGCUAAAGGCUGAGUCCAAUGGUGUAAUUUCUGAAGUUCGCGGUAAAGGUCUAUUAACCGCCAUUGUCAUCGACCCAUCCAAAGCCAACGGCAGAUCAGCCUGGGACUUAUGUCUGCUGAUGAAGGACCAGGGUGUGCUAGCUAAGCCCACUCACGAACACAUUAUCAGAUUGGCACCACCUCUUGUGAUCUCUAAGGAAGACUUGUCCAAGGGUGUCGAUGCCAUCAGAAAGAGUUUGGAGCUUUUGCCUCAAGCCGAGAUCGCUUCCCACUAG